This is a messenger RNA of Dermacentor andersoni, 9757 nucleotides long. It is a transcript of the gene PGAP3, whose product is annotated as Per1-like protein PGAP3. Gene Ontology annotation, cellular component: endoplasmic reticulum membrane. Lineage: Eukaryota; Metazoa; Arthropoda; Arachnida; Ixodida; Ixodidae. Gene Ontology annotation, molecular function: hydrolase activity, acting on ester bonds. The record is from RefSeq and is a predicted model, not a curated record. Gene Ontology annotation, biological process: GPI anchor biosynthetic process.
UGUGUUUUUACGCUUAUAAGCCAACUUUGUUUAAAUUUUACUAACAAUUUUUGGUGCACUCUUGCUUUUUACUUACUAAGCGUCAGGGAGACUGCCGCAUUUUGGCAACGCAAAAAGCAUUGAGGUAAACGGAAACGAAAGUGAAAAUAAACGGAAGAAUUCGUGGCUACUGCAUUUACAAGUCCGAGCUGCCCGUGAGCUGCCCGUCGCUGUAUUCGUCAAGUCCGCCUUCAACAUAACGUCAUUUAAUGUGCUUGGAUUGUUCCCUGUGUCACGCGUGAAGAAGAAAUGACAUCACGUGGCACAGCAAGCGUUCUUUCUUGUCGAACUGGGAGCAACACGGAAGCACUGGAACGAGAGCUGCCGAAACAGCUCCUGAUGCGACGUCGAGAAGCAGCGCCGCGCGCAAUUGGCCGCCGCUUCCGUCAGUUCAGAUGCUGAUAAGAUGGGCAGGACUACGGCGUCCUAUCGGUUUCUUAUUUUGUAAAGUGAUGAUCGGACCCUCACAAGCAAGCGGCAUCACUCGCACUGCGGCAGCCGUAUCCUUGGCUGCGCUGCUGCUAUGCUUGUUCGAUGUCGUUUCCGCAUCACCGGGGGAUCAGAGUGCCGAGUACAAGUCGUGUCUACGACGAUGCCGCAGCAUCAACUGCACGCAGGAGAAGCAAACCACCUUUCGCUCGGGUCAAGCGUGGUAUCUGGCUCUUCUGCUCUGGGACUGCGCCGAUGAGUGCCGUCACGAGUGCAUGUGGCAUGCUGUGGACGUGCUCCAGGCUAAGGACAAGCCCGUGCCCCAGUUUCACGGAAAAUGGCCAUUUCGGAGGUUCUACGGCAUCCAGGAGCCAGCGUCAGUUAUCUUUUCAAUCCUGAAUGGCAUCUGCCACUUAUGGAUGUGGCGCAAGUUCAGGAGGCUUGUGCCAUCUUCAGCUCCCUUUUAUGUCAUCUGGAAAGGGCAGGCAGUGUUAUCGAUUAAUGCCUGGUUCUGGUCUGCUGUCUUUCAUGCUAGGGACACUCCACUUACUGAGAAGCUUGAUUACUACUGUGCCUUUUCCGUGGUGCUCUACUCGCUCUACAGUUUAUGUAUGAGAGUGCUUGGAACCAAAAACACGUGGCUGUCCAUCUCAGUGACCAUGCCUUUUGCGGCCUUCUUUGUCUACCAUAUCCAGUACUUAAACUUUGUGCAUUUUGACUAUGGGUACAACAUGAAAGCCAAUGUGAUUACAGGUCUGCUCAACUCAAUUGGUUGGCUGGGCUGGUGCUGGCACCAUAGGAAGCGUGGCUACGUGUGGAGGGGCACCAUCGUUGUGUUCAUGCUGGACGCUCUGCUCUUGCUUGAGCUGGGCGAUUUUCCUCCAUGGUGUUUCCUGGUCGAUGCCCAUGCCCUUUGGCAUCUGGGUACUGCCCCACUGCCUCUCCUUUGGUACAGGUUUUUGAUUGAUGACAGUCUCUAUGAACUGCACAAGAAGCAAAAUGCUGGAAAAGCUGCAAAUGGGCAGCGUCACUGGUUCUUCCUGGGCAAUGAGAGCAUGAAGAAGACAACAAAAGACGUUAAAGUUUGCAGUGAAAAGUUUGCUGCAGGCCAUUGCACAUCUUGCCAAAGCCAUGAAGAGUUUCUCGUCAAGGCCAAGGCUACGCAGAAUGGCAACAGCAUUGGAGAAGAUUGCCAGAAGUGUGUUUGACCAGCUCGGCUAAUGGCGUGGCACCCAUUCAACAACACUGCCUUGUUCAAGUCCUUUUUCUUUGUUGCUAUGGUGCGAGUGCAAAAGGUGGUACCAGAAAAGAAGCAAGUUAAUUGUUGCAUGUUGUACUAGGGCUGUCACCGAAACUUUGUAGUAAUGUACCAGUUUAUUUUUUUUGGUCUACGUCAGAAAAGAGAGCAAGGAGAAGUUAGUAUUGGCCAUAUAGGUUACAGCCAAGUGCUGUUCUUCUUCUAAUGUGUGGAUGUGUACCAGACAAAUUAUGUUAAUUACCUUGGUACUGCAGUGGUCAAGAAUCAUGAAAGCAGCCUCAUGUUAACUGGGUGUGGGCUUUGCUUACUUGAAAUAUUUUUGCUUUGUGCCUCAUGAAGAAUACACAAUGCUUCAUGCUUGUUGACUCCUGCUAGCUCUUGAUUUAGAAAUGGAGCACUGGCUCUACGUGCUGCUUCAAAACUUAUUAUGCUGAUAACUUAAUUAGAGAAGACACACUUCAUUUGUGCUCGCAACGUAGUAGCUAUGCUGCAUUAAAAUAUACACUUGCACCUUCACAGUAUUUAUACAGCACUCAUAAAUUGAAACGCAAACUGUAAUGAAGGCUUUUUACACAUAAUUGCAUGAAAGUGUGAUGUGUAGUAGCUGUGCAGUCGGUUUCUAAGGGUCGAGUAGUCUCAAGUAUACGUUUUGGAGUCGUAUAUUAAGCCACUGUUAAAAUACAGAUGAAACUAGAAACAAAAUAAUGCAUUGGAGCAGUUUCACAAUUGUUUUCAUUUGAAGUUAUGAGCACUGUAAAUGCCCCGAGAUAUCACAGCAUAUUUUAUGGCAUUACUUGUGGCACUUAACUUUCAAAUUGCACGCAAGUAGUAAGGCUCCAGAUAAUUUUUCUAAGGAUUAAUUACAGAAAGCAGUUCUAGAUACUUUAAAGGACCUUUUUUCAGCAAUAGUGGCAUUGAUUAUUUAAAACUAUUGCUUUUUGAAAGUUAUAAAAAGAAGGAUUCAUAGCUAUUUUGCACUUCAAGUAAUUUGCCCAUGAUCUUUUACUUCUCGCUUCGACAUUCCUGGUUUGGAUACAGUUGUUUUUCAGUUUUAAGUUGUGAAUUGCUGCUGCUGUCUAAGCAAAAAACUAUGUAACCUUUAUUGCUUUCCCCCAUUACCACAUCCUGAGGCAAUGCAUUGACCACUUAGCAGCUAGUCAUUGCAGAAAAGCAGAACCUUUCUUGCACUGUUAACAGAGUGGUAACAAUAGACAGGCAAUACCUGCUUUGCUGAACGUUGUAGAUUUCACUUGUGAAACCAAGACAAUCGAUUAAAUUUCUCACCUGAAGAAUGAAGCUUACUAAAAACAAGUUGCAAAUGCUCCCGCAAAACCAUAGUAAUACACUGUACUGUUAAGCAGUAACCAAGAACCAAUAUGUAGUAGUGCCAACACUUUUUUAUACCCAUUUAUGCAAGAAGCACCCUGAGCUUAGCUGUUAUACUGAGUAAUUUAUUUGAGUAUAUGUAAUUAAGAAGUGACCACAGUUAAAAAAAGGAAACAUAUUGUGCAUUCAGUCAUAGAAGUUUGUAAUUUAGUAGUAAUAUAGAGUGCUUUUUAAUAUUUAAGCAAUAGCAGAUUCAGUCUGCAUACUUCAGAUGCUCCAGUAAUUAACUGCAUCCAUAUGUUCCGCAAUAACCAAACUGGUUUAUGUCUUCGCGCAGGUUAGCCAGACAUAUUACUGCCUAACAGCCACACACAAUUUGCAACCUGUGAAUUGUCCGAGUCGUGCAAUGGAAGUUUGUUUUGCUUUGAUGUGCUGUACAUCCAAAAAUUGUGUCAUAUUGAGAGUAGUAAAUCUUAACUUUUAACCAACUACCUCAAAAUUUUACUUACUUUCUUGUGGAACCUGCCUCAAUAUGUGCACAUUAAAUAUUGGCUUGUAAUUAAAUGUUGGUGCAACUGACAAUGGAUGUCUGAAUCGGGAAAUUACAGUGCCGCAGUUGUUGGCUGCAAACCAUUAUAUUUUACAGUAAGGUUUUAUGCCUGAAAGCAAAUAUCCUGUGCUUCAGUCAUGGCUUAACAUGCUUCAAAACCAUUCAGCAUAGCAUUUCCAUGUUAUCGUGCAGAUGAUUUGCUACUUGAAAAUUUAAAGUCAAUGUUGAAGAAUGUGCCACUUCUAAUGAGCACUUUUUAAUGCAUCAUCUUUCUUAGCAGCUACCAAUGUGAAGUAUCUGUGCACAAGUGUGCUCAAGUCAGUGGACUGUGGGCUUGUCAUUUUACAAGUUUUAAGCUUUGUAAUCGCAGCUUAGGUCAUUCUUGUUGCUUCCAUUCACUUCGCUUGCCUUCCAGAAACAUUGAGAACCAUGAAGAGAUUUUUAAAAAAGGCUUUGAUGCAGUAAUUUAUUGGACAAGAUAUAAUUUAGAUGUAGCCUGUCUUGUACUAGUCAAAUGCAAUAAUAACUUAUUGUACUGGCCUUAACUACAAUUAUCUGUAUGGCUGCCACUUAUCUGUGGCAGGACUAGGCAAGCUACUCAGAAACUGUAUCCUUGAUACCAGCACUAAACUACCCUAAAGACUGUAUUUUAGUACCAAUGCAGGAUACAGAUGCGAAAUUCUGUUCUGAUACUAUUGCCAGUAAUUCAGUUAUCUUAUGCACUUCGAUACAUUGACACAAUCACUGAGCAGGGGUAAUUAAAAGCAGGUUUAUUUUUUUAGGUCCUUUUGAUGAAGCUAUUACUGGGUUUAGUUAUUUCUGCUGUACUUUCAGCUAUUGUGUUGGUAGCAACACGAAACAAUGUUACAUUGGUUCACUAAACCUUAAGCUCACUUUCAUUGCAGAAUAUUUUCUGCUUCCAACUCCGCUCGUGUACAACAGGUGUUAGAGGUUUCAGCUGAGCAUUCAACCCUGCUACAGACCUGGAGUUGCUUACAGCACCACAAGGUGUUAAAAGAUGAGACUACAGCAACAAGGAUAUAGCAUAUUCAAGUUUGUCAGUGCCAAGCAGCGUUUUUUUUUCAUUACUGUUGCAAUUCUUCUAGGACUGACAUCAAAAGCGGAUUUUUCUUUUACUUCUAAAUGUGGGUGCAUUGUCACAUUAGGCUGCACAAUAGCCAAGUUGAAGGCACUUGACGUGCCAUUUGUGUACUUGUCAACAAAUCAUCAUAUUCACAACUGCGCUUUUGACACCGAGUUUUUACCCUGAUCUCGUUUGGUUAGGCACUGUGUCAAAGAUGCAAAGCGUCUUCCGAACAUAUCAGCAGACCUGCGGCAGUGGUGGCAGCCAUUUUGUAUUUUUGUUUGUCUCGCUUGGCACACUUGCGUGCUCCAUUCAGCGAGCUCUCUAGCGAAACGGAGGCACCCGACUGCUCGCAGCUGAGCAUUCAGUGCAUGCACACUUGAGCCUCUGCUCGCUGGCUGAGAGAAGUGGGGCACAGGAAAUGUUCUGCUGAAAAUGUCUAUUAGAAGUCAAAUGUUUUUUAAGAACAAGAGCACUGAAACAUUUCUACACUGAGCCAGAGCUUCAAACUAGCACCUUGAAAGGAAAGGAGAGUUUAGACACUGGACAAAAGUGCAUUAGUGGAACGACAUUACUUCUAUUAUUAACACUUGUGUUCUCGUGCCGGUCCUUGAGGUGCAUCAUUGUCACCUUUGCUAAGUAGUGGACCUUAACUUUUAAAAUAAAAGAUUUUUCUGAGGCCAGCCUGUUCACUGCAGCUUUGUCUGGUAGAAUGUCAACAUUGAAACUAUAAACAAACGAAGUAAAAUGAUGACACACUGUAAAUUCAUCUGUGCUAGGUACUAUACCACUUUUUCCAUAUAUUUAAUGCAGCGUGGAUUGUAUGAAGUAAGUCAACAUUUGAAAGACAUGAAAUUUUCUUAAUGUGACAGUCAAAAAGUCCAGUGCAACAUCAUUGUGAGAUCAACAAUGCAGGGAACAGCUUCUGUUGCAGUUUAGGAACAUGUUAAGCAUGAGAGGUAUCACUUGUUACCAGAGUGAAAGAAAAAGUGCUAUGCUGAUAAGCAGGCUUCCUGCAUGGAUGAUUUGGCAAUAGAAAACUUGAUGUGAGUGAAGCAGGACAUGGUGAUACAAAUACAAGUAAAGAGGCAUCAUGACACAGACAUGCUUGCAAGAUGAGCACAAUGUCCUGUCUCUAUACCAUGCAUCAUUCACAUGGCAGUCCCUGUUACUGAUGUUACAUGGCUGAUGACAAUAUAUGUGUGGUUUUUUUGGCACAAGGGCCAGGAAUGGACAAAGAACGGCAUUUGAUACGCUGAACAUUAAAUCGCUCAGAUUGUUUACAAUUGUUUGUUGUUGAGCAAAAAUAUGGGUGCUCUCGAUUGUUCUCGUGGUAACCCAUUUUUUCCAAGACAGGAUAUUUGUGAAUACGUGAGAACUGGUUUGAAAAAGCGCAUUUGAAAUAUUGCAGGUGCACAUUAGUGGAAAAAUCAAGUAUUUUUGGCUUAGUAGUUGGUACUCAAAAACUUAUUCUCAAUACUUCAGAUAAUUUGGUCCACAUUGACACUUACAACCAAUAUAUUUUACAAUAUAUCUUACUCAGGUAACAUAUACUCCUGGACAUCUGUAGUACUGUUCAGCCUUGACAUGGGGUGACAACAUAUUGUUUUAACCUUGCAGAUUGUAUAGUAGGCAGCCAAAAAGUUUGGUCUGUCUGAUACAAAUAAAAGUUAGCAGGUUGUAUAAAAUUUAGACUGGUCACAUAUUGUAACUUAAUGAAUGAUAAUUCAACAAGCUUUUAAGAGAAGUCAGCAAGGAUUUAGAUUAUAUUUAUCAUGCAUCCAUAUUAUGCAAGGAUUCUUUAGAGCUGCAUUUAAUCUUUUUGUCCAAUUGCUAUUGGCUCAAUGUAUGUCAUUCACCCACUGAAGCCUUUGUUAGAGUGGUUAUCUAACUCCCAUGCAGUUAUAGCCUAGCUAUCUAUCACUUCAAACUCUCCUUCUAUAUUGUUUUUGUUUUACUAUUCUAAGUGGCCAGAAUAUCUUGUUGUUAUUCUUGAUCUUUGAAGAGUGUCAUUCUGAACACCAUAAAACAGCAGAGAGGCAAAUAAGCUUUACCUUUAUGGGUGCAUACUUUAUUUGAUAGAUGUAAGAAGAGAGUAUACCUACACCACAUUGCUCUAGACAAGCUGCGCUGAGCUAAUCAAAAGUAUGCAAGUUAAUGAAUGUUACCAAUGAAACAAAAUUGUGAGGAGCCCAAGGGGAACAAUAUUGACUGGUAGGGGGUGAGUGAAUGGUUUCGUUUCUAAGUGAAAUGAUAAUGAAUAUUAAAGAACACAGGCCUUCAUAUAUCAGGUUAUACCAAAUAUUUUUGCACAUCUAAAACAAACUAGGAGCAGGGUAGUGAAUAAGAAAGAACAAGGGAAGUGCAGAUUUUUUUUUCUUAGUAUACGUAACGCCAUUUGCAAGUGCAAGUCUCUCAACCAAGCUUGCAAAUAAGCAAGAGUAAAAUGUUGCUAGACUUUGCCUGAUCAUUAUGCUGACAGUAAUUGAACAAAGGAACAUCAAGCUCGUUACCUGGUAUUGUAACUUUGCAACUUCAAGCUUUUUUUUUCAUUUGGAAAAGAAGCUUGACAUUUUUACAGUGCCAUGCAUUACAUUAGUAAUGCAGACAUGCCGAGUUGCACAAAGAGAACAAACUUCAUAUAAAUGACAGAUGACAACAGGAUGGAAAAUCAUGCCAGUUGGUAUAGCUUCAUGGUUGCAACAGCGUGACUAGACAUGGACUGAGUAAAAGGAGGGGACAAGAGAAGUGCCAUGUGUCCUGCUUUUACUCAGUCCACGUCUGGUCACGCUAUUACAACCACGACAGAUGACAGGUUCGAAAGCAGCUGAAGGACAAAGCACUUUAGUUUUUCAUGUACAUUGCAAAAGAAUAAAAAAAUUAUUUGGAGGCUAACACAGCUAUACCUUUUGAGCUUUGCUGCAGGAGAUAAUAAUCAUUUGUUAAAAAUGGAGGUGGAGGUGUUUUUGGCUAAGUUGGCUAAGCAUAGAUUAUCGCCUCCAGUAAAUAGUUUUGAAAUGCGUUGCCCUUUGUCCAAGUGUGGCAGGUUCAAAGAAUCAUAGUCAGCCCUGUGUACUCGGCUGUGACCAGUUAUUUAUUCAAAGAAGCUGAAUGUUGAAUUCUACAACUGAAAUAUGCGAUUUGUAUUUGAAAUAUUGUGUAACAUUUUUGCAUCCCUGCCAGUGGGUUUUAUUCUUUUUUGUUUGUACUUGCUUGUGAGAAAGCGAAUGCAAUUCUAUGCAUAUUUUAAAAUCUUUAUUUAGUAGGGUAAGCUUGUGAGGAUGAAAAGCAAGUGCCCAGAUGUCACCAAAGAAGAGAACAGCGUUCUGAGUUCAGAUUAAUGAACGCAGAAAUUCAUAACAUCAGUCUGUGUAGUGUCUCUUUAAAUGUGGGUCAUUAUCGUUUCUCUUAUAAUGUGGCUGCAGUCCCCAGAAAGAUAACUCUUCAGCUUUUCUAGGUCACUACAACAAUGUACGAAUUAUGUAUCCAUAUGAUGUGCAAACUGAACAAAUGUUUUCAACCUACCUGCAUAAUAUUUGCUCUUCUCCAAGUGUGUAAUGGUUGUGCUAGAUCACAAGAGUCCGCCAUCAUAAGAAAAGCUGGUCAGGACAAGUUUAGAGGCCAGGGAGCUUGUUUACGAGUUAGUCUUUCAAAUUAAAAAAAAAAUGUGGUUGCUUGGAGACACGACUUUGCAAACUGAAAGUGGUUUGCUAUCCUUGGUGUGGUUGCACCUUGGCUUUACAGUAAGUUCCAGAUUUGUGAAGUGAAGAGAGCUGACAGUGGAACAAAAAAUGGAAUUAGUGAUCUUUCAAUUGUUCUUUGCUGCACAUGCUUAUUCUUGAUGCUAGCAAAGAAAAAGGCAAAUGUGACAAUUCCGGAGGUACAGAUAUGCCACUAUAAUGAAGGUUUUCAGGCUGUUCAUCCUUCCAUUCCAUCAAAUUGUAGUUGGCCUUGAUUUUGAGCCAACAAACACCACCAGGCAUUCUGUAAUAUCCUGCAUGUAAUGAGGUUUCUUUCCUCCCAGAUUUUAGAUUUACUUCUUGUACUUGGAUACCGAUGUUUAUUUUUGAUAUAUGUCUUCUUUUUAUUUUAUGCAAGCAAAAACUGUUUUCUUUUUGGCUGCGUUAUAUGCGGAUAUUUUUUUUCUUAUUUUGGUCCCAAAAUUGCCCCUUGCAUUAUGUUUGUGUACGUGUUGAAUAAUAGGCACAGUUCCACGAUUGUGUGGCCCAGCGAUUGCACUUGCUUCUUGAAAAUACAAUUUUCAUUAAAUGUUUCACAGCUCAGCAAAUUUCCUGUAUUGUGAUGUAAGCAAUUUAAAGCCCAAGCUCCUCACUGGUUGCACAUGUUGAAAGACAAAGGGUCAAGUGAGAGUGGUGCCACUCUUUGCUUCCCUGUGGCCUCUAAGCUUGACCUGGCAUUUUAUCCUUCAUCCUUCUGGUGGGGCAUCAACGUCCUCAAGACUUGCAGAAAAAUACCAUGUGCCUUGACUGCCUCCAGAGAUCAAUGAUCAUUGUUGGCAUUGAUUUGCUAUUCUUCUACUCAACAUUCCGAAAUGCUUGUUGUUCAUCGUUAUCAGCAUACGUGCACAGCCAUAAAAGUGCGUAUGUGGAUUUUUUUUUAUGGUUAGAAAAAAUGUUACCUUUUAUACUCUUUCGUGGCAUAUCCUGUUCCAUUGUAAUGUGAUUCAAAAUGAUGUAGUACACUACUGUAGUGCUUGUGUAUAAGAAGGAUCAUAUCCUUGUUAUGUAGGCAGGACAUGUUCUGGAAGCAUUUCUUUUGUGAUUGUAAAGAUAUUAUGUUAAGCUGUUAGUUGUGACUGUGCAGUUUGUCUAGUCAUCCACUUUCACAAGUCAUUGUUCAUUCCAUCUAAAACUUCAAUGGACAGCUGUUCAAGUAAAUUGUGUCUGUGUAUAUACAUGUGCAUAAUAUUUAGGCAUGUGGGCAAUGACAGCUUGUUUUGUAUUUUCAUGUUUCAAGGUAGCAGUCUGUUAGCGCUUUUUGGUAAGGGUAUUUAGUACAUUUUUGGCCUCUGCUUACCUCGUAUUUUGGACAUUAAAAGCAUUUACACAGA